This is a messenger RNA of Schistosoma spindalis, 1191 nucleotides long. The record is from the annotation of a GenBank genome assembly. Lineage: Eukaryota; Metazoa; Platyhelminthes; Trematoda; Strigeidida; Schistosomatidae.
AUGAAGAAAAUUACUCAUGGAGGUUUUACACAAGGUAUACAAACACGUCAAAUAAAUAACCAAGGUUUAAAAAUCAUACCAUUGUUUGCUUCAAAUUUUAACAAAACUUUAAAAUCAAAAUUUUUAAAGGCAUGUAGAACACGAUAUGGAACUACUGGAUCUGAUGGUUCCGGUAUACCAGGCAAUGGAUAUUUAAUGAUAAUUGACGCAUCGCCAGAUGGCUUAUGUAAUGAUAAGUGGUUGAUAGCUUAUGCAAACGCUUGUCAGUUGGAAGGAAAUACUGAUCGGCCAAUCCUUGGAUUCAUUAAUUUCUGCCCAAAUCGUUUGGAUGAAAAUUAUCCAAUGAGUAAAAUGUUACUGUAUACAGCAAUUCAUGAAAUCGGACAUGCAUUAGAAUUCGCCAGACGUCACUUCAACUGCCCAAGUUUAGACGGUGUUGAUCUUGAAAAUGAAGGCAGUAGUGCCACACUUUUAACACAUUUUGAGAAAAGAGUUGUACAUGAUGAACUUAUGUCAGGAAGUGUUGAACUACCGUCAAUUAUUUCAGGGUUAACAUUAUCAGUUUUCCAAGAUUCUGGAAACGAACCAACUGGUCCAUGGUGUGAUUACUUUGAUCUGACACGUGCUCAGUGUGUAUCAUAUAACAAUGCAUAUAAUUACUGUAACAUGAAUCGAUUUCAGCAGCGUAUUGAACCAGACAAACAACAUGUAACAAACCAUGUAGAGCGUGAAUUUUUGGCAGGUGAUAGUAAAUUACAUGAUGGAUGUGCAUUGUUUCAGCCGGUACCAAACAUUAAUGGGACAGGUCAAACAUCAGUUUGCACACAUGACGAAAAUAAUCAGCGUUUAGGUGUGAACCCUUUGAUGCAACAGUUUGGACCAAAUUCAAUGUGUGUUAAUCAUGGAAAUAAUGAAAGAUGGGUACUAAACACAAACAGAGGUAUUCAGAGUACCGGUGAUAUGGGAGCAUCAUGCCACGUAUACCAAUGCGGUAAUGGAUUAACGAUUAUGAUAGGACCGAAUACUAUUUCGUGUCCAAAACAGGGAGGAACAAUGGCUUUAACCGUACAAGGGAAGUUAGGAUUGAUCAAAGGUUUUGUCCAGUGUCCACCAUGUAGUGAAGUGUGCGGAGUGAGUCGAAUUAUGUUUCAAUGUUUUUUAUUUAUUGCUAUUCACUUGGAACGAAAGUAA